Messenger RNA from Schistocerca piceifrons (Central American locust), 1314 nucleotides. RefSeq lists its product as uncharacterized. The transcript has a single exon. The coding region runs from base 1 to 1314 and encodes 437 amino acids. NCBI's taxonomy places the organism in Eukaryota, Metazoa, Arthropoda, Insecta, Orthoptera, Acrididae. The record is from RefSeq and is a predicted model, not a curated record.
AUGUCAGCGCGCGUGCGCGUGGCCGCCGCCUCGGCACGCACGCUGGCUGUGGUGAGUAGGAUGUCAGCGCGCGUGCGCGUGGCCGCUGCCUCGGCACGCACGCUGGCUGUGGUGAGUAGGAUGUCAGCGCGCGUGCGCGUGGCCGCCGCCUCGGCACGCACGCUGGCUGUGGUGAGUAGGAUGUCAGCGCGCGUGCGCGUGGCCGCCGCCUCGGCACGCACGCUGGCUGUGGUGAGUAGGAUGUCAGCGCGCGUGCGCGUGGCCGCCGCCUCGGCACGCACGCUGGCUGUGGUGAGUAGGAUGUCAGCGCGCGUGCGCGUGGCCGCUGCCUCGGCACGCACGCUGGCUGUGGUGAGUAGGAUGUCAGCGCGCGUGCGCGUCUCCGCUGCCUCGGCACGCACGCUGGCUGUGGUGAGUAGGAUGUCAGCGCGCGUGAGCGUGGCCGCUGCCUCGGCACGCACGCUGGCUGUGGUGAGUAGGAUGUCAGCGCGCGUGCGCGUGGCCGCCGCCUCGGCACGCACGCUGGCUGUGGUGAGUAGGAUGUCAGCGCGCGUGCGCGUGGCCGCUGCCUCGGCACGCACGCUGGCUGUGGUGAGUAGGAUGUCAGCGCGCGUGCGCGUCUCCGCUGCCUCGGCACGCACGCUGGCUGUGGUGAGUAGGAUGUCAGCGCGCGUGAGCGUGGCCGCUGCCUCGGCACGCACGCUGGCUGUGGUGAGUAGGAUGUCAGCGCGCGUGCGCGUGGCCGCUGCCUCGGCACGCACGCUGGCUGUGGUGAGUAGGAUGUCAGCGCGCGUGCGCGUGGCCGCCGCCUCGGCAUGCACGCUGGCUGUGGUGAGUAGGAUGUCAGCGCGCGUGCGCGUGGCCGCCGCCUCGGCACGCACGCUGGCUGUGGUGAGUAGGAUGUCAGCGCGCGUGCGCGUGGCCGCCGCCUCGGCACGCACGCUGGCUGUGGUGAGUAGGAUGUCAGCACGCGUGCGCGUGGCCGCUGCCUCGGCACGCACGCUGGCUGUGGUGAGUAGGAUGUCAGCGCGCGUGCGCGUGGCCGCUGCCUCGGCACGCACGCUGGCUGUGGUGAGUAGGAUGUCAGCGCGCGUGCGCGUGGCCGCCGCCUCGGCACGCACGCUGGCUGUGGUGAGUAGGAUGUCAGCGCGCGUGCGCGUGGCCGCUGCCUCGGCACGCACGCUGGCUGUGGUGAGUAGGAUGUCAGCGCGCGUGCGCGUGGCCGCUGCCUCGGCACGCACGCUGGCUGUGGUGAGUGGAUGUCAGCGCGCGUGCGCGUGGCCGCUGCCUCGGCACGCACGCUGGCUGUGGUGA